Gasterosteus aculeatus aculeatus (three-spined stickleback) is the source of this 2174-nucleotide messenger RNA. The record is from RefSeq and is a predicted model, not a curated record. Lineage: Eukaryota; Metazoa; Chordata; Actinopteri; Perciformes; Gasterosteidae.
CUGUAUACUAUUCAUUUAGAAAUCGAUUACAAUUGAGCAAGUUAUGGAUAUUUAAAAAGUACGCGUACCACAACCAACACAGUGUGAUGGGUGAGCGAGCUGACUGCACCAAGAUGGCCGCCAUGUGCGGACGCAGCGCAGCCAGCCUUUACAUGCAUGUCUGCGCCGCGCCAGCAGGGGGCGGUGCGUGUCCCUGCGCCGCGGGGCAGAAGAAGAGCGGUCCUCGUGGAGCCAUGGAGCGGCUGCGGGUGUUGGAGCUCUACAGCGGGAUAGGAGGCAUGCACUACGCGCUGCAAGAGAGCGGCAUACCUGCCCAGGUGGUGGCUGCCAUCGACGUCAACACGACGGCCAAUCAAAUCUACAGGCACAACUUCCCCGACACCACCCUCUGGAACAAGACCAUUGAGGGCAUAACUCUAGAUGACUUUGAUAAAUUACCCGUCGACAUGAUUGUGAUGAGCCCCCCAUGCCAGCCUUUCACCAGGGUCGGACUUCAGGGGGACAUCGCCGACUCCAGAACCAAGAGCUUCCUGCACAUCCUCCACCUCCUGCCCAGGCUGUGCCGGCGGCCCCGCUUCAUCCUGCUGGAGAAUGUGAAGGGCUUCGAGGUGUCCUCUGCCAGGCAGCGCCUGGUGGAGACACUCGUGGAAUGCGGCUACACUUUCCAGGAAACCAUGAUCUCACCCACAAGUGUCGGGAUCCCAAAUUCCAGGCUGCGCUAUUUCCUGACUGCUAAGUUAUCAACAGCUAACGAAAGCAGCCAGAGUUCAAAGAUUCCAGAGGCCUUCCCACAUCCUGCUGGUGCUUCUCCUCACCAGCACACCGUCGUCUCCAGUCCUCCCAGUGCAGCUACGGGCCGGCCAGACGAGGACACGCAGGGGGGUCAUGUCCUCUAUAAGCAAGAGACCGAGAGGGAGGCCCAGCGGAAGACCAGUCAGAACCAGGACCUGUCCGUCAGGCGCAUCCGGGACUUCCUGGAACCGCCAGGGGACGUGAACAUGGAGCACUACCUCCUGCCCCCCGGCACCCUGCUGAGAUAUUCCCUGCUGCUGGACAUCGUUCAGCCCACCUGCAGGACUUCCGUGUGCUUCACUAAAGGCUACGGCCGCUACGUGGAGGGGACGGGCUCAGUGCUGCAGUGCUGCGUGGAGACGGAGAUGGAGAGCGUGUUUGCAGGUCUGGACCAGAUGUCUGAAGACGACAAACUCCAGCAGCUGCUGAAGCUCAAGCUGCGUUACUUCAGCCCCCGAGAGGUGGCCAACCUCAUGGGCUUCCCUCAGAGCUUCUCCUUCCCGCAGCAGAUCAGCACCAAGCAGCAGUACAGAGUUCUGGGAAACAGCCUCAACGUGGUGGUGGUGGCCCGGCUGCUCCGGCUGCUCGUCUCCUAGCACCUCGAGCCCUCGUGGACUGCGUGUAAGGCGACAUCUAACCAGGAACCAUGCAGGAGGACCCGCCCCGGGUCAACGCAGCGCUUCCUGUGGUUUUGGACCUGGUGGUGGUGACACAUCGCUGCUCUCAGGCCGCGUGCGAGAGACCCAAUAAGACCUUCAGUUAGAGUCCAAUCAGAGACGAGGAGUCCUUGUCCUCGUGUGUCCUGCUACAGGUUCUGUUCAUGUGUGAAGAUCAUCUGGCUAAACCAGAACCAUUUAUUACCCUAAUCCACGAACCCAAACUGCCAUAAAUGGUUAUUUAUCGUAAACCCAAUUGAAUAUUGUCCUAUGAAUCCAAAUAAAGAAUCUGUGGCGUCCGUUGUUGUUGGGGGUGUUCACCUGAAGAGGACCUUCUCUGUAGGACAGCAGGAGGUACCGGGGGCAUCAUCAGCGUGCCUGACCCACAGAGGGGGGGCUGCGCCGGCCUCUGGGCUCAGUCAAGCUGACGUGGCGACGCCAUCGAGUCGGCUGCUCUUGUGGCAAUGACCGUUCUCCUGGUCCCGUGAGUCGGGAGUCCGUUCCGUUUAUACAGGGGAGGGUGUCAGCGGUGACAUCAUCGGGUUGGACCAAGUAAAGGGGGGAGGGGUCUGUCGUAAUGGGUGUCACCCGUACACCUGGUGCCACCUGGAGCAGGUUGAUUUGACGGCACCACAAACGUUAGAGGACGUUGACCGUUGGGGGGGACAGGUGGUUGAUUGGGUUGCGUUUAUUCAUCUACGUUAAAGGACCAGGGACCUUUUUACA